Ziziphus jujuba (common jujube) is the source of this 2878-nucleotide messenger RNA. RefSeq names its product heat shock cognate 70 kDa protein 2. Gene Ontology annotation, biological process: protein refolding; cellular response to unfolded protein. Gene Ontology annotation, molecular function: misfolded protein binding; ATP hydrolysis activity; heat shock protein binding. The coding region runs from base 379 to 2565 and encodes 728 amino acids. NCBI's taxonomy places the organism in Eukaryota, Viridiplantae, Streptophyta, Magnoliopsida, Rosales, Rhamnaceae. The transcript has 2 exons. Gene Ontology annotation, cellular component: cytoplasm. The record is from RefSeq and is a predicted model, not a curated record.
GGUCUACUUUUCCCGCGUGAGUAAGGAAUGGCACUGUGUGGCUUUUUUAAAAACAGAGAACGGAAAUUUCUGUAACGCCUACAGAAAAGCCUGGACGGAAAAGCUAGAGACCGUCAACGACUAAAAGGCAGAAUACGAAACCUAAUCUUUCACCGUUGAAAAUUUCUUCAUCCGACGGAUGACAUAACCUAAACCCAGAACUUUCCAGAUAACUAGUGCUUCUUUAUGAAUCCCCCCGCUCUCUCUUGCUUUUCAGUGUCAUCAAAUCAGAAAAAAAAAAAUUCUGAGCGCACAAAUUAUUUUUUUUUCUCAGCGUUUUACUAUCUGACAAGGUUUUCUGAAUUUCUGUGAAAUUUUUUGUUUGUUGAGAAAGAAUUAAUGGCUGGAAAAGGUAAGGGUCCGGCAAUUGGAAUCGACUUGGGGACGACGUACUCGUGCGUCGGUGUUUGGCAAAAUGAUCGGGUUGAGAUCAUAGCCAAUGAUCAAGGAAACAGGACGACUCCGUCUUACGUGGCUUUCACCGAUACUGGACGUUUGAUCGGUGAUGCUGCUAAGAAUCAGGUCGCCAUGAAUCCUACCAAUACUGUUUUUGAUGCCAAACGUUUAAUUGGUAGGCGAUUCAGCGAUGUAUCUGUGCAAACCGACAUGAAAUUAUGGCCGUUCAAGGUAAUAGCUGGCCCUGGCGACAAGCCCAUGAUUGUAGUCAACUACAAAGGCGAGGAGAAGCAAUUUGCUGCGGAAGAGAUCUGCUCAAUGGUUCUCACUAAAAUGAGGGAGAUUGCAGAGGCUUAUCUUGGCGCACCUAUCAAGAAUGCCGUUCUCACUGUGCCCACUUACUCUAACGAUUCACAGCGUCAAGCAACAAAGGAUGCUGGUGUUAUUGCUGGCCUCAACGUGAUGCGUACCAUCAAUGAGUCCACUGCUGCUGCCAUUGCUUAUGGGCUUGACAAGAAAGCCACUAAUAGUGGUGAAAAGAAUGUGUUGAUUUUCGACCUUGGUGGUGGCACAUUUGAUGUCUCUCUCCUCACCAUCGAAAAGGGUAUCUUCCAAGUGAAGGCUACAGCUGGUGAUUCUCAUUUAGGUGGUGAAGAUUUUGAUAACAGGAUGGUGAACCAUUUCGUUCAGGAGUUCAAGAGAAAGAACAAGCAGGAUAUUAGCAGGAAUCCUAGAGCAUUGAGGAGGUUGAGGACUGCUUGUGAAAGGGCCAAGAGGACUCUCUCAUCCACAGCUCAAACUACCAUUGAAAUUGAUUCUUUAUAUGGGGGUAUUGAUUUCUACUUUACCAUUACUCGGGCCAAAUUCGAGGAGCUUAAUAUGGAUCUGUUCAAGAAGUGUAUGGAGCCUGUGGAGAAGUGUUUGAAGGAUGCUAAGAUGGACAAAAGCAAUGUGCAUGAUGUGGUCCUAGUUGGGGGAUCUAUUAGGAUUCCUAAGGUUCAGCAAUUGUUGCAGAACUUUUUCAAUGGGAAGGAACUUUGCAAGAGCGUUAACCCUGAUGAGGCGGUUGUAUAUGGUGCCUCUGUUCUUGCCGCAAUCCUCAGUCGUGAGGGUAAUGAGAAGGUGCAAGACCUUCUGUUGUUGGAUGUCACUCCGUUGUCUCUUGGUUUGGAAAGUGCAGGAGGAGUAAUGACCGUGUUGAUUCCUAAAAACACUACCAUCCCCACAAAGAAGGAGCAUGUGUUUUCUACACGCGUAGAUAGUCAACCCAGUGUGCUGAUUCAGGUAUACGAAGGUGAAAGACCCUUGACUAGGUAUAACAACUUGCUUGGUAAAUUUGAGCUCUCUGGAAUUCCUCUUGCUCCUAAGGGAGUUCCACGAAUCAAUAUCCGUUUUGACAUUGAUGCCGAUGGCAUCUUGAAUGUCUUUGCCGAGGACAUAAACACCGGACGGAAAAAUGAAAUUUCAAUCACCAACGACAAUGGCAGGGUCUCCAAGGAGGAGAUUGAGAAAAUGGUACAAAAAGCAGCAAAGUACAAAGUCGAGGACGAGGAGUUUAAGUGGAAGGUUGAGGCUAAGAAUGCUCUGGAAAACUACGCUUACAACAUGAGGAACACAAUCAGAGAUGAAAAGAUUGGUUCAAAACUCCCUGUGAUUGAUAAGAAGAAGAUUGAAGAUGCAGUUGAGCAAACCAUCCAAUGGCUCGAUGACAACCAACUUGUAAAGGUGGAUGAGUUUGAGUACAAGCUCACGGAGUUGGAGAGUAUUUGUAACCCAAUUAUUGCCAAAAUGUACCGAGGUGGAGUUGGUGAUGCUGUUGGAAGUGCUCUGGAUUGGUGGAGCAAAAGACGUAAAGAAAACCUUUGCUCCCGUUGCAUUAAUUUUAAAGACAAUGUCAUAACUUCCUUCACAGGCUUCACAGCCCUCCUGGAAAGUUUCUGCCAAGAAGUUGUAGGACAAGCUCAAGGAGUUAACGGGCAUCUGCCAAAGGUGGAUGAGUUUGAGGGCAAGCUUAAGGAGUUGGAGGGCAUCUGCAAGCCAAUUAUUGCCAAAAUGUCCCAAGGUGGUGCUGGUGAUGUUGCCAUGGAUGAUGAUGGUUUUGCUGCUGGUAGUGGAAGUGUCAUGGACUAGUGGAGCAGAAGAUUUAAAGAAAACAUUUGCUAUCGUUACAUUAAUUUUAAAGACAACGUUGUAGCUUCCUUCACGGCUCUUUUGGAAAAUUUCUGCCAAUCCACACUGUUUUAGGUAAUAAGCAUGGUUUUGUGGAUUAAUUUAGCUUUGUUUUCUCAGUAUAAAAAGGUUCAUCUUUCUUUGAUAGAAAAAAGUCUUCAAAAAAAGUCCUCACUAGUCAUUUUCUAAAUGUACUGAGGAACUGAAAAAUUGAGUAAAUUUUCCUCCACCGACUCUCACAUCACUUUGUGAGUUGGUUGUUUGGAUUUUUCCA